UAAUAUAAGCAUCUUAACGAUUUUCGUUAAAUAAAGCCAGACUCAGAAAAACCAGUAUUUUGGAAGUCUCUGAGAACGUAAAUUCAGUUGGAUUUGAUAUUUCUAGGUUAUUUGCCUGGAUCAGCUACGUAUCUCGUGACAGCAGUUGGGUUCGUGAAUGUUUGACUCUUAAGCGACACAACUCCUCCAAAGAACGGUUUUCAUCGAAGUCUGUUUCCCAUAACAUCUUCUGUCUACUUGUCUUUCACAUCCACUUUGUGCGUGGAAAAAGAGAGCCGACCGGCUCCAUCUUCUGAACCGUCCCAACGUCUGGAAGGAUUAAGCUUUUAGUACUAUUUUGUUCGUUUCCGGACGUGAUUGAUUUAGUUGCUUGCUUUCUAUCAUUUUCAGCGAGGAUUUUUCGAUAUAGAUUGCCUUACUAGUUUUUAUAUUUCGACUCCUACUUGCAAAACUUGUGUUUUAAUUUGUGACUAACGUCCAUCCUUGGAUUGCUCAUCUUGAUAGCUUUUCUUUAGUAUUGUGGAAUUUUUACUUUGAAUAUUCUUAGGAAAGGUAUAGAGUCAUUUAUUGUAUGCUUGAUAACCUACAAGGAUCUGGAACUUUCAAAGCAACAUUAAGAGUCUUGUGUACAAUAAUUUCUUUAUUUACUUUCCCUCCCCAUCUGGUUUGCAUUGCAUAACGCGCCUAGUUGGACAAUCAUCUGUAGUGUUUUAUUUUUUUUUCCUAUUCAUUUUACAGUUUGUUGCAUUUCAUUUUCCCUUUUUUUGAUUGUGGUUAUUCCUUUCUGUAGUUAGAUUUGUUCUUGGUUUAAAUUUGAAUCGUUUGCGAUUUCUCCCCCUUUUCUCACUUUCGUUUGAGCGUUCUUGAUUACAUCGUUUGUCCUUUGUUUCGGUAAUUUUAUCUCUAUGAAUUCCAUUCCAGAUUCCUACUCCUUAAAACAAGAUUUUCCCGAUGCUUUGGGUGAUUUUGUCGACCCUUCUCACCCUCAAAUGCGGAUGAAUUAUAACCAUCCGUCAGCAUCGGCGUCUGUCUCUUCGGUUCCUCCUGGCCAGCCCGCUCCUACAAGUGCUGCACCAGAUGUUGAUCCUUCCACUGUAAAUCCUUAUGUUCAAAAUACUUCUCUGGACAUUUCCAGCCCAUUUGAUAAUGUUACCCAGGGGUUGACUGGUGCUGAUGCUGAAGCUCUCGCUGAAUAUUGGCAGAAAGCCAUCGAUACACUGGAAAAUAAUGACCAGGCCAUCAAAACAUUGCAUCUUCCAUUGGCCCGUAUCAAAAAGGUAAUGAAAACCGACGAAGAGGUCCGCAACAAAAUGAUAUCCGCUGAAGCUCCUUUCCUCUUUGCCAAGGGAAGCGAAAUUUUUGUUACCGAACUGACAAUGCGUGCUUGGUUACUCGCAAAGAAGAACCAGCGACGAACUCUUCAGCGAUCCGAUAUUGCCAAUGCCAUCUCAAAAUCCGAAAUGUAUGAUUUUUUAAUAGACAUUAUUUCAAAAGAUAAUGUUUCUCCUGCCCCUUCAGUAUCUCAAUCUCAAGUUGUUAACCAGUCUACCGCGAUGCCUUCAACCCCCUCUGUUUCUGGAAUUCCCUCUUAUCCUGGACAAUCCGGAAUGCCUUCUCAUUCGAUAGGUUACCCUAUGGGAUCCGGUGGUGUUCAACCUGCGUACUCCUCUCAAAUGGCAGCUGCUAACCAAAGGGCGAUGCACUAUGGCUCUCAUCCAGCCUCUGGGUAUUUGCCUGUUCAAGAAAUGGAACAAUCUCUCAUGUUUAAACAACCAGGUAUGGGCCCUGAUUACCAACAAAUGCAAAUGCCUGAAGCUUCUAUGAACAUGGCUCCCGUGAAUGCUCCGCGUCCCGUCAUGGUCGCUCCGUAUAUGGCUGAGCAUCUGUAUCGAUACCCUCCGACUCAUUUAGAAUCCGGAACAUCUGCUUUCCGGUUUCCCUCAGGCAUGAGGUAUCAACAAAUGGGACCUCCCAUACAAGGCUUACAAAGGGAAAAUAUAGGACCUUCGCAUUUACAUGAGCAUCCUGCGUAUGCACACCCUCCUCAUCAGUCUUCUCCGCCGCAACAUUAUGACCCUCAACCUCCUCAACAACCACAACCACAGCAACCCCAACAAAGAUUCUAUCCUCAACCCAGUCCGAUGUUUUACCAAUCACAUCAACCUCAAGGCCUUCAUAAUCCGAAUGCUGUUCCUUAUCGAACUCAACCGCAUCCCAUGUCACGCUUUUCUCAUCAAAACCAGUAAAACUGCUUUUCUACAAAAUUAUCAAAAGUUCUUUUUAUUUAAUGCCUUGAGGAUUAUAUUUUGUUUGCUAAACAAACAGUUUAAUUUGCUAUAUGCGGAAACAUCUCGAAAUGUUGUUUCCGAACCUUUUAAAUUCUAUAAUAUUCUUGUUCCGGAGUGUGUUUUACAAAACGUAGGUACUCAAACAUUACUUAGAAAGACAUGGAUUCUAUGACACUUUUAAUUAUUAUCUUUUUGUCUAUAUUUUGACUUGAUCUAUCCUCAAUACACCAUUUUUUGUAAUGACCUGAGAGCUAUUUUAACAACUCAAACUUAUCUUCCUCUUUUCUUUUAACAAUACAGCAAUGGUUUUCUAUUUCCCCAAAUAAUACCUACCUUCCAGACUCCGCGCUAACAGGGAGAUCUCAUAUUCAUAUUCCAUCAGAAGAUUGGCAUACAGUUUCUAACCAUAUUCGAUCAACUAUAUAUACGUAUAUUGGCAAUGUUUUGGAUCAUUAAAAGGGUAGUUGCUAUUACUAUAGUCUAACGGCUAAUACACAUUUAGGCCCUUCAAGCUAAACGGUAUUCAUAAAAGAACAACCAAGACUAGCUGAAAGGCCACCAACCAUGGCCACUGGAACUCGAGGUAAUGAGUCCAGCGGUGCAUGGCAGCUUAUUCUACUCCUGCACCAGAACUACACAGUUGAUUAAGGAGCAACUGGUAGGCAGAAAGAGGAGAUACUUUUGCUGAAAUCUGCAAACUGCUUCAGUUAUUCAAAGUAACAGCAAGUUGCACCUAGAAGAUUUUAAACUACGAUUUCUUCUAUCAUUAAACUAGAAAUUAAACUCCUGUCUAGCAACCCACAAGCUGCAACAUUACUGCUGCUUUUAAAACUUUUAUGUCUUCAUAUUGGUUUAUGAAUAAUUGACAAUAUGAAGAACGUAAAGUAAAAGCUAUCAUCUUCAUAUAAACCUUGGCCUGCAUAUCGUGACUGUUUUUGUUUAUAGAAAAUUUUCAGUAUGCGCUGAAUCACGGAGAUCUCGGAUUUUGAAUUAUCAAGGAUUUUAUCUUUAGUAAUUCGUUUGCAUAAUCUAUAUUUUUAUAUAUAGAAAGAGACAGGGAAUCUGCAGAUAUCUUCAGU
Molecule: messenger RNA, 3367 nt
Organism: Schizosaccharomyces octosporus yFS286
Lineage: Eukaryota; Fungi; Ascomycota; Schizosaccharomycetes; Schizosaccharomycetales; Schizosaccharomycetaceae
Product: CCAAT-binding factor complex subunit Php5
Exons: 1
Coding region: 906-2246 (446 amino acids)
Biological process (GO): regulation of DNA-templated transcription
Cellular component (GO): CCAAT-binding factor complex; nucleus
Molecular function (GO): DNA-binding transcription activator activity, RNA polymerase II-specific; DNA binding; protein heterodimerization activity
Source: RefSeq, a predicted model, not a curated record